AUGAGGCAGGUUUGGUUCUCUUGGAUUGUGGGAUUGUUCCUAUGUUUUUUCAACGUGUCUUCUGCUGCCCAAUACGAGCCACCUGCGACUUGGGAGAAUGUUGAUUAUAAGAGGACAAUAGACGUGUCAAACGCUUAUAUUUCAGAAACAAUCGAAAUAACUAUCAAAAACAUAGCAAGCGAACCUGCGACUGAAUACUUCACAGCCUUUGAGAGUGGCAUCUUCAGUAAAGUUUCCUUUUUUUCAGCCUAUUUUACCAACGAGGCAACUUUUUUAAAUAGCCAAUUACUUGCCAAUUCGACUACAGCACCUGGUGACGAUGGUGAAAGUGAAAUUAGAUACGGGAUCAUUCAAUUUCCAAAUGCAAUUUCCCCUCAGGAAGAAGUUUCUUUAGUGAUUAAGAGCUUCUAUAAUACCGUAGGUAUUCCUUAUCCUGAGCACGUUGGAAUGUCAGAAGAACAACACCUAUUGUGGGAAACGAACAGAUUGCCGCUUUCUGCUUACGAUACCAAGAAGGCCUCUUUUACGCUGAUUGGUAGCUCAUCAUUUGAGGAGUACCACCCCCCAAAUGACGAGAGUUUACUGGGAAAAGCUAAUGGAAACUCUUUUGAGUUUGGGCCUUGGGAAGAUAUUCCGAGAUUUUCUUCAAACGAAACCUUAGCAAUUGUUUAUUCCCACAAUGCCCCAUUGAAUCAGGUAGUGAAUUUGAGAAGAGAUAUUUGGCUUUCUCAUUGGGCUUCCACAAUACAAUUUGAGGAAUAUUAUGAAUUAACAAACAAAGCCGCAAAACUGUCUAAAGGAUUUUCAAGAUUAGAAUUAAUGAAACAGAUUCAAACUCAGAAUAUGAGACAAACUCACUUUGUUACUGUCUUAGACAUGCUCCUGCCUGAGGGAGCUACUGAUCAUUAUUUCACUGAUUUGGUUGGCCUUGUUUCCACGUCGCAUGCAGAACGUGACCAUUUCUUUAUAAGACCAAGAUUCCCAAUCUUUGGAGGUUGGAACUACAAUUUUACUGUCGGUUGGACUAAUAAAUUGUCCGAUUUCUUGCAUGUAUCCUCUGGCUCAGACGAGAAAUUCGUUGCUUCUAUCCCAAUUCUAAACGGCCCACCGGACACUGUAUAUGAUAAUGUUGAAUUAUCGGUAUUUCUUCCGGAAGGGGCCGAAAUAUUCGAUAUUGAUUCUCCAGUCCCUUUUACAAAUGUUUCUAUAGAAACCCAGAAAUCAUACUUUGACCUAAAUAAAGGUCACGUUAAAUUAACUUUCAGUUACAGAAAUUUGAUUAGUCAAGUUGCCAAUGGCCAAGUCUUGAUAAAGUACGACUACCCGAAAAGCUCUUUUUUCAAGAAGCCUCUGUCUAUUGCUUGCUAUAUUUUCACCGCACUAAUGGGAGUUUUUGUCUUAAAAACUUUGAACAUGAACGUAACUAACUGA
Messenger RNA from Saccharomyces cerevisiae S288C, 1431 nucleotides. RefSeq names its product dolichyl-diphosphooligosaccharide--protein glycotransferase subunit OST1 (gene OST1). Gene Ontology annotation, biological process: glycoprotein biosynthetic process. The transcript has a single exon. NCBI's taxonomy places the organism in Eukaryota, Fungi, Ascomycota, Saccharomycetes, Saccharomycetales, Saccharomycetaceae. The coding region runs from base 1 to 1431 and encodes 476 amino acids. Gene Ontology annotation, cellular component: endoplasmic reticulum membrane; endoplasmic reticulum; membrane. The record is from RefSeq and is marked reviewed.